This is a messenger RNA of Centropristis striata (black sea bass), 921 nucleotides long. RefSeq names its product transcription factor 21 (gene tcf21). Lineage: Eukaryota; Metazoa; Chordata; Actinopteri; Perciformes; Serranidae. Bases 63 to 575 code for a protein of 170 amino acids. The record is from RefSeq and is a predicted model, not a curated record. Gene Ontology annotation, biological process: developmental process; regulation of transcription by RNA polymerase II. The transcript has 2 exons. Gene Ontology annotation, molecular function: protein dimerization activity; RNA polymerase II transcription regulatory region sequence-specific DNA binding; DNA-binding transcription factor activity, RNA polymerase II-specific.
ACACAUCAGAAAGCGUCCAGCCUCAGCUUCCUGCUCUCAUGUUUUGAGCCCGACAGUUCAACAUGUCCACCGGGUCUCUCAGCGAUGUCGACGACGAGCUCCUGGACGGCAUCCUGAAGUUUGGCACCUCCGGGAAAGACUCCAACGAGAGCACGGAGGAGAGCUCCAACUGCGAGGGCACAUGCGCCAACGACGCGCCGGGCAAGAAGAGGAAGACAGCGUCACGGAAAACGGCACCCAAGGGUGUGGCACAGCAGGAGGGCAAACAUGUGCAGAGGAACGCCGCCAACGCCCGGGAGAGAGCCAGGAUGCGAGUCCUGUCCAAAGCCUUCUCCCGGCUGAAGACCACCUUACCCUGGGUACCAGCGGACACCAAGCUCUCCAAACUGGACACUCUGCGCCUGGCGUCCAGCUACAUUGCGCACCUCCGGCAGAUACUGGCCAACGAUAAAUAUGAAAACGGAUAUAUCCACCCCGUGAAUCUGACGUGGCCUUUCAUGGUUGCAAGUAAGCCGGACAACGAUUUGAAGGAGAUGCUGAACACAACGAGGUUAUGUGGAACAACGGCGUCGUGACGAAGCCAAGCGGACACCUGAGUACGUUUUUAAAGGGAAAAAACUGACCAAAAAAAAAAAGAUUGUGACUGAAAUGCACGUCUCAUCUCUGCAGACUUUGAGUGGGAAUACCGUAGAGAGUUUCCUCUCUCCCUCGUUCCCGUAAAGACAAGUUAGAAUUUAUUUAAAUGCAUCAUGUCACCUGUUGUUGUCUUUGCUGGUUCAAAGAUAAACUGCGUGCUUUAAAAUUGCUUUUUUAUACUCUGCAGAUGCAUUUUUCUCAUGCAUUAUGAGGGAUGGAAGUGUCCUCUGUCUCAAAUGGUUGUACAGAUUACAUGUAUAUAAAAAUUUAUUUGUAUCACUUUUA